AUGGAAGACACUAGACGACUCACAACAGUGACGCUGCCGCAAGAGGAUCUCGAUGCACUAAUACAGGCUCGAGUGACAAAGAUAUUGGAGCAACAGCAACCACAGGCGCUGGCUGAUCGGCUCGACCAUGCAGAAGGUACCUGGGUCGACAAGCUCCCAAGUGUCUUAUGGGCACUUCGCAUGACUCCAAAAGAAGCGACCGACGUAACACCAUUCCAGCUGGUGUAUAGUGGGGAAACAGUGGUCCCUGUGGAGGUUGGAGUAGAAUCCGACCGGAUGCAACUCUACGACAAGGGAAAUACCAAACGGAGGUUAAUGGAGCUCGACUUGGUGGAUGAAUCGCGGGAUAAAGUCACUAUCUUGCUAAUGACAUACCGACAGCGGAUAAGGCAGAAUUACAACCGAAGGGUGAUCCCGAGUUCUUUCCAGGUCGAAGAUAUGUUGUGGAAGAGAAUCAAAUCGGUCAACGACAUCACCAAACUCGAGACGUCAUAG
Messenger RNA from Zingiber officinale, 495 nucleotides. RefSeq lists its product as uncharacterized. The record is from RefSeq and is a predicted model, not a curated record. Gene Ontology annotation, molecular function: nucleic acid binding. The transcript has 2 exons. Lineage: Eukaryota; Viridiplantae; Streptophyta; Magnoliopsida; Zingiberales; Zingiberaceae. The coding region runs from base 1 to 495 and encodes 164 amino acids.